AUGACUAACGUGGUCAUCGUUGGCUCGGUGGCCACUUUGGCCUUCGUGAUCGUCUCUCUCGUAACUAUGGUCUCCCUGCUCAAAGAAAUUUCCGAACUUCAAAUGGAGGUCCAAGUUGGCAUGGAGGAGUUUAGGGUAAGCGGUAUCUUCUUUACACUCAGCCAUUCGAAACCAUGCAUUUUUCAGGGAAUUUCGGAGGACACUUGGAAUCGCAUAAUUUCGAAGCAUUUGCAUCCCACUGGAGAGUCGGAGGCUGCGCCUACCUUUGUUACCCUCUUCGGGCGUCGUCCUCGUGCCUCUGGUUUCCCAGAGCAGUGCAACUGCGGAGAAAAAUCCAGAGACUGUCCACCUGGACCUCCUGGACCUCGUGGACCUAAGGGACCUCCUGGAGAGCCUGGAAAGGAUGGUGAAGAUGGACGACCUGGCGUUCCAGGAGUUGCUCUCGCCGUAACCCAUGAUAUUCCUGGAGGCUGCAUCAGCUGCCCAGCAGGACCUCCAGGACCACGUGGACCUCCUGGAGACCAAGGACCACCCGGACCACCAGGACCAUUCGGACACCGUGGACCAGCCGGAAAUCCAGGCCCUGUUGGAGACCAAGGACCACAAGGAGACCAAGGACCGGCAGGAAUAGCUGGACGUCCUGGUCCACCAGGACCACCCGGACAACCAGGAACUCAAUACUCGCCUGGACAGCCAGGUCUUCCAGGACCUCAGGGACCACGUGGACCUCCAGGAGAGCAAGGACCUCCUGGACCCGACGGAAAGAAUGGACUGCCAGGACCCGCAGGCCGUCCUGGUCGCAAUGGCAAAGACGGUAAUCGUGGAAGAAAUGGCCUACCUGGACCGGUAAGUUCUUUGCUACUAACUUGGCAAAAUAGUUAUUAA
Strongylus vulgaris is the source of this 885-nucleotide messenger RNA. NCBI's taxonomy places the organism in Eukaryota, Metazoa, Nematoda, Chromadorea, Rhabditida, Strongylidae. The record is from the annotation of a GenBank genome assembly.